Microthlaspi erraticum is the source of this 1098-nucleotide messenger RNA. The record is from the annotation of a GenBank genome assembly. Lineage: Eukaryota; Viridiplantae; Streptophyta; Magnoliopsida; Brassicales; Brassicaceae.
AUGGCAGUGCCUAAAGCCAUUGUUCUACCUCUCCUACUACUCACAUGUGGUGCUGCUCUUGGAGCUCCUGCUUAUGAAGGAUACCUUCGUAAUGGGAACUUCGAGGAGUCUCCCAAGAAAACCGACAUGAAAAAAACAGUUCUCAUCGGCAAAACCGCCUUGCCCGAAUGGGAAAUCACCGGUUUCGUCGAGUACAUCGCCGGUGGUCCUCAACCGGGAGGCAUGUAUUUCCCGGUGGCUCACGGGGUCCACGCCGUGAGGCUCGGAAACGAAGCCACCAUCUCUCAGAAGCUAACAGUGAACCCAGGCUCUCUCUACGCGCUCACGUUCGGUGCGUCGAGGACUUGCGCUCAAGAAGAGGUUCUUCGAGUCUCUGUGCUCCCUCAGACCGGCGACUUGCCGCUUCAGACGCUCUACAACAGCUUCGGAGGUGACGUGUACGCUUGGGGUUUCGUUCCCAAGACUUCUGAAGUUACAGUGACUUUCCAUAAUCCUGGCGUUCAAGAAGAUCCAGCUUGCGGUCCAUUGUUGGACGCUGUCGCCAUUAAAGAGCUCUCUCCUCCAACCUACUCCAGAGGGAACUUGGUGAAGAACGGAGGGUUCGAAGAAGGACCACACCGUCUAGUGAAUUCGACACAAGGAGUGCUUCUUCCACCUAAACAAGAAGAUGUCACAUCGCCUUUACCUGGUUGGAUCAUAGAGUCACUCAAGGCAGCCAAGUUCAUAGACUCGAAGAACUUCAACGUCCCAUCUGGUAAAGCAGCGAUCGAGCUUGUUGCGGGCAAAGAAAGUGCCAUUGCACAAGUCAUUAGAACUACACCUGGUCAAACCUACAGCCUCUCGUUCGUCGUUGGAGAUGCUAGAAACGACUGCCAUGGAGACCUGAUGGUUGAAGCUUUUGCAGCCAAAGAUACACUCAAAGUGCCGCACACUUCCGUUGGUGGGGGUCACUUUAAGACCGCGAGUUUCAGGUUCAAGGCGAUCGAUGCAAGAACUAGGAUUACUUUCUACAGUGGUUAUUACCAUACCAAGAAAGCUGAUAUUGGAUCUCUCUGUGGUCCAAUCAUUGAUGAUAUUGUGGUUUCUCAUGUCGCUUAG